Sphenostylis stenocarpa is the source of this 405-nucleotide messenger RNA. The record is from the annotation of a GenBank genome assembly. Lineage: Eukaryota; Viridiplantae; Streptophyta; Magnoliopsida; Fabales; Fabaceae.
AUGAAAUCUGAGAACGCUGCCCUGCAGCUUCAGGCAGAGAGUAAUGAUAAAAUUAAAGUUUAUGGUUUUUUAGCUUCUUCAACGUACGUUUGCCUUUUUCUCCUUCUAUUUGUCCUCAUUCUAUUGCCAUCACUUUAUGGAAAUUAUGAACUGGAUAAAACAUCUUCUGUUGCCGAAUACCCUAAUGAUUCAUUCGGAGCGUUGGACUCAUCAAAUGACAUCAGGUGCAGUGCAUCAGUUUCACAUCACUCUAGUCUUGCUGGGAAGCCACACAAGACAAUCUGGGCCAACAACAAACAAUCUUCUUCUAGCCAAGUUUUCCCUAGAAGAAAUGGCCAAGUUUUCCAUUGCCUCAUGCCUCAUGUGAAGAGGAACCGUCUUCCAAAAUUUAAUGCUUUUCGGUAA